UUUACAGGAUGCCCCGUAGGGGACGGCGCUCCGAGGCGGCCAAGGUGAGAUGGAGGAAGCUGGAGAGUGUGCCGGUCGUCGCCAAGCCUGGGACACCAACGCUCGCACCCAGCGCUUGGAACCCGACUCGGUCUCCGCCGACGAAGACGUCCCGACUGCUGGAGGGUGGCCUGCCCUACCAGAUGUCGCCCGUGGUUCGUCAGGACGAGGAGCCCCGUGGGCAGUCGACUUCUCCGGAGUCGCGCCGUGGGACGGGGCGUCGCCAUCGCGUGGAGACGUGGCCAGCUUCCCGGGUGACCAGACGGAGCUGCAAGUUGGUUCUGCCUACUGCCGAGGCUCUGGAGAAGAAGUUUGCUCUUUUGGUUGGUGAUUCCCAUCUGCGUGCUAUUGUGGAUGGGUAUUCUACCAUGCCAAAGGGCGACUUCUCCUUAGGGAUGCUUGCAUCUCCCGGAGCUUCUGCGGAAGAGUUGCGGCUUGAGGUGCUGGAUGCAGUUCUGCCUCGGCCCCCCGAGGUGAUCUGUCUUCUGGCCCCAAGUAACAACUUGACCGCCAGCAGGACCUUCGUGGAGGCCGGAGCGGCGUUUGACGCUUUGUUGCGUACCGUCUGCAACCUCUCUGCUAAUGUGGUCGUUGUGGACUUUCCCCCACGCCUUCGCGUGGAGGAGAGUGUGCAACAGCUGCUGCGGCAGGAGUUUCAACGUGUGGCUGCUCAGAGAGGUGUUCGGUACUUGCCUGUCACUGAACACUUCCCGUUGAGCAGCCUAGCCUUGUGGAGCAGGGACGGCGUUCAUCUGAGCGAUCGUCCUGGGAUGGAGGUCCUUUCUCAGUUGCUUGAGGCGGCGGUCUCUUCGCAACUUGAGUUAAGUGCACCGAAAUCUCCAGCUCCUGUGAUGUUGGCUCCUCCCCCUCCUGGGACGGCAUCCCCCCCCGCGGUGAGACGUCCCCUGCCCCGGCUGGUUGUGGUUGGUGAGGUGGCUGCUCCGCGUCGUUCGGACCCCUUCGCCUGGACUGUGGUUGGUGGUCGUAAGGUACUGGAUACAUGCUUAGUUGAUUUAAGCAAAAUCCUGCAUGUUUAAUUCUUUAAGAAUCCAUGAAUGUGUAUAUUUGACUUUUUAACAUGUCUGUUUUGUGUCUGCCUACCUGAGUGUCCAUUUCAACUUUUCCUUAAAGUACAGACCAUAAACUACAUAGCAGUUUUUUAAUUGUGUUGAGGGCAAGUAAAACUUUUCAGAAGAUCAUGUAAAUGUCAAAAACCACCUAUUUUGAGAAUGUGAAAGGGAAUUAGUUUACAAACAUAAAAUAUGAAAUGCAACAUGACAUCCCUUUGUUAUUUGAAAUCUCAUCUUCAAACAAUAAGUAUGGGCUCUAUUUUGUUGCUAAGAAAUGGGGGAAACUUGUGCAAGUAAUGGUGAAAAGAGCAACUGUGAGAAGUGGUACCAGAGUAAUGGCAAAAACAGUGAGAUAGUGAUAUUGAUUGGUGUCACACACACUUCAUAAUUUAUAUGUAGUUUGUAGAAUCAAAUAUACUUUAUUGAUGUCGAAGGGGAAAUUGCUUAUUUGCUGAAAAGGUGGCUCAUCCAAGGUGUAAAUAUUAGUUAAUACAAAUUAAACCAUAAGCAAUAUAAAAUUUAUGAAAAUGUAUACAUAACUGUGAUAUUGUAAGUAGUUUAAAAAUAUGACAAAAUAUAAAAUAAAUAGACAAAAUAACAAGCGCACACUUAUGUUAAUCUAUAAAUGAGUCCAGGAAAUACUUGGAGUAAAGACACUCACAGUCUGGUCAUUAUGUAUGAAAAAUUGUGUAACUAAUAAAUGUGCAGCAUGCAGGUUUGCUAUUUUUUUAACAUAAAGUCAAAGAGGGAAACUUGGAGCCAUAUUGUGAGGCACAGUGAAGAUUAAAAUGAUGUUGAUGGCAGUUUUAUUAGAAAUGUAGAUAAUCUGAGGCAUAAAGGGUAAAAUGAGGUAAUGGUAGGGUCAGAGGCAGGUACUCAAAGGUCCAAGCAGAGGAAUGGCGGCGCUGUACAGCUGUAAGGAGUCGAUCACCAGGGGUAGAGGAAGAGCUACUCCCCCACCAGCUAGUAAGCAGCUUCCAGCCAUGGUAAACUCCAGGAGUUAAGGUAGAAACCCUUUGUGAGUUUCACAGUGAAAAAAUAAACAUUUUCCAACUUAAAAUUUUUGUAACUGCUGUAUGUGUAACAGUUUAUCCAAAAGAGAAAAAAGUGACAAUUUAGGUUGUGCUGGAGGAAAUGCCACACAAAACACUAAGAUAAUUUCUUUUGAGGAAAUGCAAAGGUAAAAUCAAAGUUUGUUAAAAAU
Messenger RNA from Gambusia affinis (western mosquitofish), 2313 nucleotides. RefSeq lists its product as uncharacterized. The record is from RefSeq and is a predicted model, not a curated record. Bases 9 to 1076 code for a protein of 355 amino acids. The transcript is spliced from 9 exons. NCBI's taxonomy places the organism in Eukaryota, Metazoa, Chordata, Actinopteri, Cyprinodontiformes, Poeciliidae.